AUAUGAAAUGUCUGACAUUCUUGGAUGAAAAUGAAAACCGGAAGAAAUGUCCGAAGUCCGCGCUCUGGUCUCUCCACCUGUUGCCCCUUUCGCCACUUCUUGCCUCUCCACCUAUACACGCAUGCAAGCCGUACACGGCGCGACUGCUACGUUAUACCUGUAGAGCCACCGCUUCGCAAUUUUUUUUUUCCUCCAUUUUUUUUUUUGGAAAAAGCUUUGAGUUCUUGAUUGUCUGAUGAGUUUUCAUGGACGCCGACUUUUCGCGUUUUCUUUAUCUCCCUUUUUUUCUUUUCCUCGCCUGUCUAAAUUCUUCAUCGUUUGGGUCCCGUGAAGAUUUUUCCAUAGUAGACUAUGACCCGCAGUUCAAGAUUUUCAAAGGGGAUUACUCGCCGCCGACGCCCCCACCGCCGGCUCCGCCGCCGCACCCGCCGUCCGUCUCGUGCGAGGAAUUGAAGGGCGUGGGGUCGCUCAACACCACCUGUGAGCUCAACUACAGCUUGAAUUUCACGGAUGACGUUUAUGUGGAAGGCAAGGGCAAUUUGUUUAUUCUCCAGGGGGUUGCUUUAAUCUGCCCCAAAUUGGGCUGUUCGAUUGAGAUCAACAUCACGGGUGCUUUCAGAUUGGAUUCUUCCUCCCAAAUUGUUGCCGGGUCGGUUUAUAUUGUAACUGGGAAUGCCAGCUUGGUUGGGAACUCUGUCAUUAAUGCGACGGCGAGGGCUAGCGAGCCACCCAAUCCAUCACCAGGGACACCCAACGACGCCCAGGGGAGCGGAGGGGGUCAUGGGGGGAGGGGGGCGAGCUGUGUGAUGGACAAUAAGAAGCUGCCGGAGGAUGUUUGGGGCGGGGAUGCGUAUGCUUGGGAUACUUUGGAAACGCCAUGGAGCUAUGGCAGUAGAGGUGGGACGACUAAUAGGGGUGAGGAUUAUGGAGGGAUGGGGGGCGGGAGAAUUUGGUUGGAGGUGAAGGAAACAGUGGAUGUUCGUGGAUCACUUUUGGCGGAUGGAGGGGCAGGUGGGAUCAAAGGUGGAGGAGGUUCUGGGGGCAGCAUUUUCAUCAAGGCGCAGAAAAUGAUUGGAAGUGGCAAAGUAUGUGCUUCUGGGGGGGAUGGAUUUGCUGGGGGAGGUGGUGGAAGAGUUUCAGUUAAUGUCUUCAGCAGGCACGAUGACCCCAUAUUCUUGGUACAUGGAGGAAGAAGCUUUGGCUGCCCUAUGAAUGCAGGUGCUGCCGGAACAUUCUUUGAUGCUGUUCCUCGAAGGCUUAUAAUUGAUAAUCAGAAUAUGUCCACGGAUACCCACACAAUCCUAUUUCAAUUUCCAAACCAGCCUCUCUGGACCAAUGUUUACAUUCAGAAUUAUGCUAGAGCUACCGUUCCUUUACUAUGGAGUCGUGUUCAGGUCAGAGGACAACUUAGUUUAUCACGUGGAGCAGUUCUGAGCUUUGGUCUUGUGCAUUACCCUCAAUCCGAGUUUGAGUUAAUGGCUGAAGAGCUUCUGAUGAGUGAUUCAGUAGUAAAGGUUUAUGGAGCUCUGCGAAUGUCUGUCAAAAUUCACUUGAUGCUAAAUUCAAAAGUUCUUAUAACUGGUGAUGGCGAUCCAAUUGUUGCAACUUCUUUCCUUGAAGCCAGCAAUCUAGUUGUUCUUAAGGGAUCCUCCAUGAUACAUUCAACUGCAAAUUUGGGGCUGCACGGGCAGGGGUCAUUGAACUUGACAGGGCCAGGAGAUGUUAUUGAAGCUCAACGUUUGGUUUUGUCCUUAUUUUAUGCUAUCAGUGUUGGUCCCGGAUCUGUUCUUCGAGGUCCCUUGGAAAAUGCAAGUAAUUCUCACAUGGCGCCAAGGCUUUACUGUGAUGAGAAGAGUUGCCCUAUUGAACUUAUUCAUCCACCUGAGGACUGCAAUGUGAAUGCAUCAUUGGCUUUUACACUCCAGAUAUGUCGAGUUGAGGACAUUAUCAUUGAAGGCUUGAUAGAAGGUUCUGUAGUUCAUUUUCACUUGGUCAGAACUGUGAUUGUGAAAUCUGAUGGUGUAGUAGGUGCAUCUGGACUAGGAUGCACUGGUGGGUUGGGUCAUGGAGAAAUUCUACCUAAUGGCCUUAGUAGCGGUGCUGGACAUGGUGGUAGAGGAGGGGAUGCAUAUUAUGAAAGUAGUUUUAUCAGUGGUGGUGCUGCUUAUGGCAGUACUGAAUUGCCUUGUGAACUUGGCAGUGGAAGUGGAAAUAAGAGUCUACCUGGUUCGAUUGCUGGUGGCGGCGUGAUUGUGAUGGGUUCAGUGGAGCAUUCAUUAUCAAGAUUGGUUGUGGAGGGAGAGAUUAAAGCAGAUGGAGAAAGUUUUGGAAAAUAUGUUGGGAAAGAUAAUGGUGUGGUUGUUUCAGAUGUGGGACCAGGGGGUGGAUCGGGAGGAACAAUCCUUCUUUUCCUCAGAUAUUUAAACAUCAAUAGAACUGCUACAAUCUCGAGCUCUGGAGGACAUGGAUGUGCAGAUGGUGGUGGCGGAGGUGGUGGAAGGAUUCACUUCCAUUGGUCAGACAUUCCCGUUGGAGAUGAGUAUAUGCCAAUGGCAACUGUUAAUGGAACUAUUACAGUCAGAGGGGGGAUUGGUAGAGGCCAGGGGCAAGAAGGUGAAAAUGGGACUCUGAGUGGAAAAGCAUGUCCAAAAGGUCUAUAUGGCAUAUUUUGCGAGGAAUGCCCACUCGGGACAUACAAGAACGUGACAGGGUCAGAUAAAGAACUUUGUGAUAAUUGCCCAUCUAAUGAGCUUCCUCGCCGUGCUGUUUAUAUUGGUGUUCGAGGUGGUGUCACAGAAACACCAUGCCCAUAUAAGUGUUUGUCAGAGAGAUAUCAUAUGCCAUAUUGUCGUACUACCCUUGAGGAACUCAUAUACACUUUUGGAGGACCUUGGUUAUUUGGUUUCAUACUUUUAAGUCUUCUCAUUGUUUUAGCACUUGUUCUAAGCGUUGCUAGGAUGAAAUUUGCUGGUGGAGAUGAACUGAGUGUGGUUCCAAGCCGGCGUACCUCUACAAUCGAUCGCUCAUUACCUUUUCUAGAGUCACUAAAUGAGGUUUUGGAAACUAGUAGAAUUGAUGAAUCCAAAAGCCAUGUGCAUCGAAUGUACUUUUUAGGAGCCAAUACUUUCAGUGACCCUUGGCAUCUUCUGCAUUCCCCUCCGAAAGAAGUGAAAGAAAUAGUAUACGAGGAUGCAUUCAACAUAUUUAUUGAUGAUUUGAACGCAUUAGCUUCUUAUCAGUGGUGGGAAGGAUCGGUAUAUGGCAUUCUCUGUGUCAUUGCAUAUCCACUUGCAUGGCAUUGGUUGCAAUGGCGUCGGAAGGAAAAAGUGAAGUACCUACGUGAAUAUGUGCGUUCAGAAUAUGAUCAUGCUUGCUUGCGUUCUUGUCGUUCUCGAGCCCUGUAUGAAGGGCUGAAGGUUGCUGCAACUUCAGAUUUAAUGCUAGCAUAUGUGGAUUUUUUCCUUGGUGGAGAUGAAAAGAGGACUGGCCUCCCACCACGCCUGCACCAAAGGUUUCCCAUGCCAUUAGUGUUUGGAGGAGAUGGAUCUUACAUGGUUCCUUUCUCCCUUCACAGUGAUAAUAUUCUGACUAACCUAAUGAGUCAGUCCAUCCCACCAACAAUUUGGCACCGACUAGUGGCUGGUCUUAAUGCUCAACUUCGUUUGGUUCGCCGGGGACAUCUAAGAACAACUUUUAAUCCAGUUAUCCAGUGGCUUGAUACACACGCAAACAGCAGGUUGCGCUCUCAUGGCAUACGGAUUAAUUUAACUCGCUUUCAACCUUCUGCUAGUGGAUAUUGCCAGUUUGGGUUAGCCGUAAGUGCACUAGAGGAUGAAAAUGCCCAUUCAUCUAGUCAGGGGCCACAUGUGUCUUUAUUAGCAUCUAAGGAUGCAAGUUUGCCGGCUAGUCGCUGGAAGAAAGCACUGGAUCUUGUCAGAAUCAGUGAACAAGCACUGAUGCAAAAGAAGAUGUGUGGCGAAACUGUAAAUGAUAAGAACAUUCAUAAACUGGAUGGCGGAUUAACAUUAACUUAUCCUUUCUACUACAUAAUACGUAACAUCAAGCCAGUUUUUCAUCAGGAUCUUGUUGGUUUAAUCAUCUCAGUACUUCUUUUAGGAGAUUUUAGCUUGGUCUUGCUUCUUCUGCUUCAGCUUUAUUCCAUUUCUGUAACAGCUCUUUCAUUGGUUUUGUCGAUCUCUCCUCUUGGCAUACUAUUACCAUUUCCAGCUGGUAUUAAUGCAUUAUUCAGUCAGGGGCCAAAGCGAUCGGCUGGACUUGCACGUGUAUAUGCUUUGUGGAAUAUCAGCUCAGUGAUUAACGUUAUUGUUGCGUUCAUAUGCGGAGUGAUACAUCUCAAGUCUCAAUCUUCCAACAAAAGACAUGCAAACUUUCAGACAUGGAAUUUUAGCAUGGAUGAUAGUGGUUGGUGGAUGCUGCCUUGUGGUCUUUUCCUCUGUAAAUUGAUUCAAGCACGCCUGAUCGAUUGUCACGUUGCUAACCUCGAGAUUCAGGAUAAGUCGUUGUACAGCAGCGACGCAGAAGUAUUCUGGCAAUCUUGAACCAUCCGGCGGAUUCAGAAUAUCCCUUCUGUUCACUGAAAAUUUUGUUUAGACACCGGCGGGUUUAUGGUCACAUUUUUAGUUUCUAUUAGUUUUGAUUCGAUUUAGAUUUGGCUAUGUGAAUAUGGUUUGAAAAGAACACAUUGGCUGCUGGGAUACUCAAAUUACAUCUUAUUCAAAUCCAAUAUGUUUUUGGAGAAUGCAGCAAAAAUUUUGAAUCCCCAGCAGGAGAUGAGAUGAGAGCUGAAGCAAAAACCCAUCAGGUUAAAUUUUGAUGGAGUUUUUCUUUACUUUUUUACAGUUUUACACCUCCCCCAACUUUGUUUGUUGUAAUGUACUGUAAUAUUUAUUUACGUUUGUACAAAAUUGGCACAGACCGCAAAAUCUGCAAUGGGGUGCUGCUGUUAGAUUUGAGUUGAUUUGGGUUGGAAACUUCGGAAUCACGUGUCACUGCACAGACAAGUGGGGAACUCGUUUUGUGUGGUGAAGAUUGCUUCUGAUUCCGGACAAAAGGCAGAUGCCCCACUCGAUUGGCCGGACAGAUUGCCGAAAUGCUGAGUUCUGACAAUUUUAUCGAAGAGCUUCUUCUUCCGGCAGAGUA
Messenger RNA from Andrographis paniculata, 5160 nucleotides. RefSeq lists its product as uncharacterized. Lineage: Eukaryota; Viridiplantae; Streptophyta; Magnoliopsida; Lamiales; Acanthaceae. The coding region runs from base 246 to 4559 and encodes 1437 amino acids. The record is from RefSeq and is a predicted model, not a curated record. The transcript is spliced from 23 exons.